Neodiprion virginianus is the source of this 2367-nucleotide messenger RNA. It is a transcript of the gene Octalpha2R, whose product is annotated as alpha-2A adrenergic receptor. The record is from RefSeq and is a predicted model, not a curated record. Gene Ontology annotation, molecular function: G protein-coupled amine receptor activity. NCBI's taxonomy places the organism in Eukaryota, Metazoa, Arthropoda, Insecta, Hymenoptera, Diprionidae. The transcript has 4 exons. Gene Ontology annotation, cellular component: membrane. Gene Ontology annotation, biological process: adenylate cyclase-activating adrenergic receptor signaling pathway. The coding region runs from base 4 to 1557 and encodes 517 amino acids.
GCGAUGCAGGACGUCGGCUCCUUCAACGCGUCCCUGAACGACAGCUACGCCUGGAACGCCAGUCUGACCAACGACACCGUCUUCGUGGUCAGCGGCAUGUACCCUUCGGGCUAUAGCCUACCGCACAUAGUGCUCGCCUCGAUAGUCGUUACGUUGCUUAUGAUAGUGAUAGUGGUCGGCAACAUGCUGGUGAUAAUCGCAAUCGCGACCGAGAAGGCGUUGAAGAACAUUCAGAACUGGUUCAUUGCCAGUCUGGCCGUCGCCGACUUCUUCCUCGGCCUCAUCAUCAUGCCGUUCUCUCUUGCUAACGAGAUAAUGGGAUAUUGGAUAUUUGGUUACUGGUGGUGUGACAUUUACUCCGCUAUGGACGUGCUAUUGUGCACCGCUAGCAUCAUGAACUUGUGCCUCAUCAGCCUCGAUCGGUUUUGGAGUAUCACGCAGGCCGUGGACUACCUCAAAAAACGCACCCCUGCCAGGGCGGCACUCAUGAUCGCCCUGGUCUGGCUCCUCUCCGCACUGGUCUGCAUACCGCCCCUGUUAGGCUGGAAGAGGCCAACUCCCGAGGAGGAGUUCCCAAAAUGUAGGUUAUCCGAGGACAUCGGGUACGUCCUCUACUCGGCGUUGGGCAGCUUCUACAUCCCAUCGUGCAUCAUGGUCUUCGUAUACAUCAGGAUAUACUUCGCGGCGAAAGCUCGAGCGCGGCGUGGAAUCCGGAAGCAGCCAAGACCGCGGCCAGUUGUUCCGGAGUCACCGGACAUAAGACAGACAAGUUUCACCCAGAGCACGCCAGCGAUGGGGGCGAGGAGAACGGCUGGUUCGACGAUGGAAAACGUCGCAACGAUAGAGAACCAACCGAUCCAAAUACCCAUAGUGACCUGCGACUUUGCCAGCGACAUCAGCACCUCCGAAGCCGAGCCCGGAGGAGGCAGCAAUCCUCAGCUUGAGGAGAAGGACACGUUGAAGGUGAGCGUGCCGCUGCAAGUGCAAAAGACAACACUGAAGGCGUCGCUAUCGGUGAACGGCGAGGGUACGACGACCCAAACCAUACCGGUGCGAUGCAGGGCACCAAGCGUGGGCAUAGACGUCGACAUGGUCUCGGAGUUCGACCCAUCCUCGUCGGACAGCGGGGUGGUGUCGAGGUGCGCGGUGGUCAAGCCCCUGAAGCUGCGUCUGUGCCAGCCGAUAUUCGGCCGAAAGACAACGAACAAGUUAAAACGGGAACAAGUCGACGUGGGCAAGGUGAAAGAGUGCCCGACGAUAGAAGUGAAGCCGCCAAAGCCACGCGAUCCGGAACGGGAGAAGCGUCGGCUGGCAAGGAAGAAGGAGAAACGAGCGACCCUGAUCCUUGGCCUGAUAAUGGGCAGCUUCAUCGCUUGUUGGCUGCCAUUUUUCUUCCUCUACAUCGUUAAGCCCCUCUUCCCCAGCCUCGACAUACCGGAAAGAGCCUUCGCCAUCGCCUUCUGGCUCGGCUACAUGAACUCGGCACUGAACCCCGUCAUUUAUACCGUAUUCAACAAGGACUUCCGACGGGCCUUCCGACGCAUAUUGUUCAAAUAGUUGCCGAGGAAGCUUCGGGGCGAUCGAUCCAACCGGGAUCCACGUGGCAGAGUCACUGUGACCAGGUAACACGAGGACACCUGCUCCGGUCACUCGAUCAUCUAUGACCGAGCCGUAUUCGUAGUGUCCAACACUUGGAUUAUGGGUCAAACUCAGCCCCGGAGCUUGCGACACCGGUUAUCGCCGAUCUUGAGGUAGUUCAGCCCGCACGGUAGAAAUCAAAGCUGUACUUUUUCACAAUCACCUGUCGCGAAGCUGUUAGAGGGUGAAUAUACCAGUUGUGACAAUCGUUCGAUCCGGUGGUUGAUAUUCAUCGCAUCUGAGGAAAUCUGAGGUUAGGGCCACACGUGAUACAGAUAGGUGCUUAGAUCUUUGUAAAGUGGACACGGAGGGAAAGAAAUUCUUGAACCAACAAAAUAAAUUUUGUUUCGAGUCCAUUCACUUCAAUCUAGUAGCCCUUAUUUGUUCCAAAUAUGAUGACUUCGAUUCGACGAUUUCGAUUUAGUUAGUUUGCCAAAAUGAUUUAGUCAAGCGACUUCCUUGAUUCAACAAAAGCCUUUCUUGUCGCGACCGAGUGAAAUGUUGGCUCGAGCGAACCUUUUGAUGUGCUGCCGAAAUCGAGUCAACUGAGUAUUAUUUUAUUUGAAGUUCGUGUAUCGUUCCUCCAAGUCGUGUGUUCGUUGACAGCAACAAUUGAGCAUGCCCAUCAUAAAAGGGCCUCUCCACGCGAAAUUUGGUAAAAGUAUUGUCCACAGGCAGAAAGGUUGAUGAAAAAAAGGUGCCAAACAAAAAAAUUAAAAAUAUCAUUAA